Molecule: messenger RNA, 1393 nt
Organism: Varroa destructor (honeybee mite)
Lineage: Eukaryota; Metazoa; Arthropoda; Arachnida; Mesostigmata; Varroidae
Source: RefSeq, a predicted model, not a curated record
CGCCAGUAAAAAAACUAUACAAAUAUAGUUACUAACUUUUUAAAGAAAUCUCGACGCGCCAAGUAUCAUCAAUGAAACCAUACGCUAUGGUGCUUCCUUCAACGGCAUUCUUCGGGUCCUCCGUAGGUAAUUUUUUUGUGAAGUCAUUUAAUACCGGAGAGGCUUAUUUGCUUUUGCUUCUGGUCCUUGCAUUUACGAUGACCUACGGGCUAGGAUAUGUGGUAAUGUGCAAGAUUUCUCCACACUACAAGGAGACAAUGAGUCCACCUCUUGAAAAGGCAGAGGUCAUUAAUAACAACGUACAAGUUUCUGACAUUCCGCAUGUUAAUACCCACGAAAGCAACAAAACAACGACAUUAGAGGAAACGGAGGGAAAAGAUACAGAAGACGACUCUGACCAAGAACUCGGUACACAAAGUCGUCCCUUAAAAAAAGGUCUCUAUGACGUAGAGAAAGACAGGGAAAAAACGGCGGGGUUAUCCAAAAAGGUUAAAUUAGAUGACGAAUCUCAUUGCAUUGACAAAGACGCCGUAAAAAUGUCACCAAUAUAUCCCAAAAAUCUAAGGAAAUUAAAAAAGAAAAAUGAUUUUGUAGUGCAGUGGUCUGCCUAGAUGCAGAAAAAAAACCUAAAGUAGAGAGUGUAAAAUGAUUAAGUAUUACGGAAUAAGGUUUUACGGAAUUGCCAGCGCUUAAAAGAACUGCACUAUGGUAAAUGUUGCUCAUGGCACUGACCUCGAUAGUAUAAUUCAGUUGAAAGUGAAGAUUCAAACUUAAUAAAUUAAUGCGUCGCGUUUUACACUUGGAACCGCAUUAGUAUUGAGUCAGGGCCUUUCCAGCCGUGAACUAAUUUGCCUAUUCUAUGAUCCAAGGCCAAGAUGUAUAUGGACAUACACCUCGUCGCUGUAUCGAGCAGAUGCAACAAGUCUAUUGUUUCUUUAAAAGUUCGGUGUUCGACAGGAAUCUGCAAGUCACGGCAAGAAGAAUGCUGGAGUUAGUGGUGGCCAAAGCAGGAGGUGUGUGAACCGCGGUGAUCAUUGGCGCUACAAUUGCAGAAAAUUGCUGCGGACGCCAGGAAAUCGUCAUAACUUCCUAAAAGUCUUUGAGGUCACAGAGCAACAAUUGUUUAGAUUACGUAGUCAGACGAUUGACAGGUAACCACUAUGUUCAAACUUGUCAUUAUAUAUUUACCAUAAUUACAUUUGGUUAUAACGUACUACUUAGUAUGUAGUUAGAACACUGGUUUGCGCUUAUUUACCAAUUCAUAGGUAGGCGCACAAAUAAAGCCAUGAAAAGCAUUAUGUACAACAAUAGUAUAUUUUGUCACUAUUACUUAACGCAGCAACAAGUCUCAUUCAUAAGGUAAAAUGCUUAUUGUGCUUGGGACUUUACACAA